GAAGGAUGCGAUCACCAAGUCCCAUAGCGAUGUAUUUUCCUUGGCAUCGAUACACCUCGCUGGAUUGCGCUGUGUGUAGAAUUAAAACAGACGAUGAAAGUGACACUGCGACGAGCUGUACAAUAAACGUGUGUUUUUAGUCUACAGUGAAUGGUCAACGAUCGAAUUACGUUGGUGGGAGACAGAUUAUCUCAACCUCGAUGUAGAUGUCUUUUUGUGCCAGUUCGACUAAAGAGAAUUAAGAACACGACCGUGGCGUAAUGCGUCUGUCAACGACAAGACUGAGAAACUGCAGCCAUAAACCACUUUAAAGCACAUAGAAGGAGAUACUGGUUUGAAAACGCGAACUGCUCCGACCGAGAUGUUACUUUGAAAAGGUGAACUGUUCCGAAGGAGAUGUUGAUUUGAAAAGGCGAACUGAUCCGAAGUUUCAGUGGGAGAAAAUGACACUUCAGUUAUGGUGAUAUUUACUAGCGAUACCGCAACAACCAUGGGUUCGUACAGUGCUGUGAAUGUGACUGGUGUAGUUAAUGCAUCGUUGGAUGCAUUCUACGAUGGAUCACUAUGCUUCAAUUUUUCAAACUUGGAAGAUGAUUAUGUUAAAAAUUUGGUUUCCUACACACCAGGUGACGCUUUCUUUCACUCGGUGUUUCUACCUAUUGUACUUGUUGUUGGUGUCCUUGACAAUGCUCUUUUUAUAUAUGUUGUGUUACGCAUUCCUAGAAUGCGGACUGUCACCAACUGCUAUCUCGUUGGUCUUUCAGUAGCUGAUAUAAUAUUCCUGGUGUUCGCUAUUGGUAGUAAAAUCUGGGCUUAUGCCAAGUCGCCCUUAUACGCCGAUGAUUCUCCCCUAGGCUUAUCGGGAUGCCAGCUCAAUCAAUUCAUGGUAAAUACAUCGUACUUUGUGUCUCUCUGUUUCAUCACGCUGGUGUCCUGGGAACGAUAUAACGGGGUGUGCCGCCCUCACAGACGGCGAGAUACCAAAUUGAGAGUUGCUGCUAAUGUGUUUUUAUCAACCUUGAUCUCAUGCCUACUCUCGGCCUCUCUCCUAGUCAGCUUCAGUCAAGAAGAGUUCCGUUGCUUCAUCUGGCCGGCAACACCUACCUUCUCAACGUGGCCUGAGAAACGAAUGGCUUGUCUGUCCGACUUUGCUUGGGCCGAUUGCUACUCGUACGCUACACAAACUGUCCCGUUUUUCCUCUCACUGUUCGGGAACACACUUCUGUACUAUAAGAUUAUCCGAGGAUUAGAUCAGUCCAUCAAACGGACUCAUUCUAACCACCGUAAAGCCAAAGACUCUACCCGGAACCAAGUAGCUAUAAUGUUAGUCAUCAACGGCGUUGCUUUAUUCGCCCUCCUGGCACCGUUCGAGUUUAUGUCGAUCUUCAACCUCGUCGCCAAUGUACGAGGCGCGGUGUACAUCAUUCCCCUAGACGCCCGUCAGGGUCUGGCUUACUUUGCCCGGGUAGCCUCCUACUUCAACUCAAUAAUCAACCCUAUCAUAUACACCGUCCUUAGCAGUAGGUACAGGGAGGCUUUUCAAAUUGCCCUCCUUCCGGCCGCAUGUCGUCCACGUCCGAAAGGUUCCGAUAAUGCUACUCCGGGGAGCACCGGAAGAAGCGGAACCAUGACAACCAGGGCACAUGAGUCGAAGAUGUAAGGACACAUGGGAGCUUCGGACGAGAUGGUCUCAUUGAACCAGAACGUAAUGUAAAUACUAAGCUUUUAUGGUAAUGGUAUUUUAUUUCAAUGUUCUAAAUCUCAAAAGGCCCCAUGGCGGUGUGUAUGUAUGCAUAUGUAUUGUUAUGGGAAGUAUAUACUCAAGAAGUACAUGUAUACGCAGAAACAUGUUGCAGACAGCAACAAGCGAGGCUUUUGUCAAUGGUCGUAUUUCUUGUUCUGUUCCAAAUUAUAAAACUGUUGUUGUAUCAAUCCAAUGUUGCAAACAAAAUUUAAGUAAAAAUCCUGCUAUUCUCGUGAACUACAUAAGCCUUUUUGAGAUAUGGUUGGCGCACAUAGGAGUACACUGCUAGUAGGUUUGGGUGUAUAAAGACAAAUUUGCCUAAACCCAGCAGUAUCAUAAUAUUGUGUCAACUUUAUCUCAAAAUAGCUCAUUGACGUUUAAUGCGAACUAAUCACGUGUGUUUUUUUACCUUCUGCCCAAAACUCCUUGUGCUUUUUAAUAAUGGUGAAUUCAAUCAAUAUACCUGCCAAGUCGCCAUGACGACUCUUCUUUUGACUGUAUGACUCAUGACGGUCAAAUAAAUAAAAGUAAAAAAUGACAGCUAUACGCCAAACGAGCCGUGGCUGACAUUCAAUAUUUUUUUCACACUUGAACAAAUAAGAACAUUCUCUUCUCACUCGUGUAAAGGCACAAGCUCUGCGCUGUGACUGGACUUGUUGAUCAGAAGUGUCGCUACAUAAUUUGAGAUAUUUAAAGUCAAACAGCUAAUUAUGCGUGAAGACAAAUUGAUGCUUGCAGCCGAUGAAAUAGGCUGGUCCAAAUUUGUCAUUGUUUUUACAUGACUGCGUUUUAUAAAUUGUAACAGAUUUGUGACUAUUGUGCUAUAAAUGUAAAUAUGCUAUUGUGCGAAACAGUUAGGUUAAUACACUUAGAUAUUGUUUUCCAAAUCUAUGAUACCACCUUCGCUUUUGCAGAAGGAAAUAAAGCUGUGUUUUGUAUCAAAAUAUGAACGAAAGACGACACAAUAAGGGUCACAUUUGUUGUUAUGUUAUAUAAACUAAACAGAAUCCUCGGGGAUAAAGAACAAUAAUUUUGUUACACUUACACCGUUGUGAAGUUAUUUAUCUAAAACUUGAUGAGAUAAAGAAUUGUAUAAUCAGUGAUUGGCCUGUGAAGUUGUCUUCAACGGGCAUCGGAAAGUACUGAGUGUACACUGUUUAAUUCACAUCGGUGUAUACGGGUACAAAUAAUAAUGAGUAUCCUGCCAUGCCAAAGCACAUCAAACAUGAGUCCAAGAGAUUAUUUUGUCAUAAACAAAAUCUCGCAAAAAAUCAUAAUAUUUGGUUCCGAAUGAAUGCCACACGAACGUCUGUUACAAUUCUCCUAGUCUUUCUCAGUUUAUAGCACACCUGAAAACAGAACAUUUUCCUUAAAAGUGCCCUGACAUCAGAUCUUGACGACUGUACCAAAUCAACAUUCUCUACCCUUAAAAGAUGGCUCUAAUAAAUAACUAAUUUAAGUCAUAUCUAAGAAACAUGUGAGCAUUCCAUAUCAAAUUGGCCGCACGUUUCAAAAGCACAUUGCUGGAGAUCGCUUUUAAGGCCCUAGUUGUUUGGGGUUUUUUUUUCACCCGUGCAACGUGCUUGCCGAGUGUUCGUUCUAUGACUGUAUUGAUCGGUAACAUUGAAAGACAGGAACUCGGUAAAAUAAAAUCAUGUGUAAAGCGACUGAAGUAUAAAUGUAAAAACACCUCGGGCAAAACCAUUCUGGCGGCGUUUGAUAUAGCACCGACUUAAAGGUAUGGUGCAAGACCUAUACAAUGUAAUCGUGAAGAGAAAAAAACUGAAACUCCGUACCCUGGUGAUUGAGAUGCGAUGGACACUUUGUUUUAUGAACUAGGAUCGUACCUUAUACUGACUCACUAAUUGCAAAACUAGGUUCUCUACCUUACAAUGAUUCCUUAGUAAUACCUGAGACUGAACCUUACCAUGCCUUGAUUCACUAAUUGCAGUUCUAGAUAAGCUACCUUAAUUCAUUGUUUACUACUCAGGUACCAUAUGAUGAUUCACUAGUAGCAAUACAACCAACCGUACCUUACUCGAUUCGUUGCACACUACAGGUACCGUACCUUACAAUGAUCCAUUGCAAUAACAAAGUUGUCGGACCUUAUGAUUAAUUGCAUACUAGUGACUGUACCUUACUAGUGACUGUACCUUAUCUUUAUUCAUUAAUUGCAACGCUGUUACCAUACCUUAGCUUGAUUCAUUGCACACCGUUGAUACAUUGCAAUAAUAUAGUUGGCAAACCUUAUCUUGAUCCGUUGCAAUACUUUAGGUGCUGUAUCGUAUGAUUUAUUGCAGUGCUAGUGUUGUCGUAGCCUACAUUAUCUUGACACAAAAAGGUUAAACCUACAAGUGAGCAAUCGCUUGAUUGACAUGAUCAAUGACGUAUAAUGUUUGCUAGAGGGAAUGCAUACCGUACCAGUAGCAUCACAAUUUAAAGAAAGCAUACAUGUGUGAGCUAUAUACCUUAUAUUGAUUCAAGACACUUAGGCUGUGUCCGUAACGGCGACUGUGGCUUGAGCUACGACUAGAUCAGCGCGUCUGCCUGUGUUAAGGAAUAGACAGACGCGCUGAUCUAGCCGUAGCUCUAGCCGAAGUCGCCGUCUGGGACACGGCCUAAGCCCCUACCCGUGAGUGGUAGUGUUCUAAGCGUUCUAGCCUUACAUUGAAUAAGAAAUCCUACCAGAAACCUCUAAGAAAAUCUCAAACUCUGCGCUUUACGUCGACUUUAAUAACGAUCAUAAUUUUGGCCUUCAAAAGAUACGCCAACAUUCGAAUUUACUUUGAUUGGUUAGGAGCGAAUCAUGUUAAAUGGACGGCGUAUAUUGAGAACACGUUAGUAUCGGAAACAAAUUAACAUCUUCAGGCAAUCCGUCCGGUGAGUCUUAACCUAGUUCUUAAUUCAUGGUUUCGGCAUCAAGACUUACCAAUGCGUGAUAAAGGGCUGUACUUGAGUCGCCAAUAAAACCAUGCAAUGUGGAUACUAAACCCAUGUAUCAAUUUAAUUUCCAUGUAAGCUCUAGAUGAGAUAAUGAUACAUCUUUCGUGAUAUGGGAAUUUAUGGAGCUAGGGAUAAUUUCCGAAUCCUAAGGGGCGACUGAGUCGGCGGCAACUUGUUCAGUGGGCGACUUUGAGAAGGGGUAAUAUUGUAUCGGAGGGGCGCCUUAUGCAUUGGGGCGACUUUGUAUUCGACUUUUUUCAUAUAAAACAAUGGGUCAUUCUUGUAUCUGUUAAGUUCGACACCUCGUCUUAUUUUUUUCAUGAGUCUAUUGGGUUUUCUGUUUUGUUUAAAGCGAAGCUGUGUUGUCGGUUUU
This is a messenger RNA of Asterias rubens (European starfish), 5060 nucleotides long. RefSeq names its product somatostatin receptor type 5-like. The record is from RefSeq and is a predicted model, not a curated record. Lineage: Eukaryota; Metazoa; Echinodermata; Asteroidea; Forcipulatida; Asteriidae. Gene Ontology annotation, cellular component: plasma membrane. Bases 458 to 1660 code for a protein of 400 amino acids. Gene Ontology annotation, biological process: G protein-coupled receptor signaling pathway. Gene Ontology annotation, molecular function: G protein-coupled receptor activity. The transcript has a single exon.